Molecule: messenger RNA, 219 nt
Organism: Lottia gigantea (owl limpet)
Lineage: Eukaryota; Metazoa; Mollusca; Gastropoda; Lottiidae
Exons: 1
Molecular function (GO): nucleic acid binding
Source: RefSeq, a predicted model, not a curated record
UCACUCAGUCCGGACUUAAACCCAAUAGAACACUUGUGGGAUGAAAUCCAAAGACGACUUAACCAGAUCCAACCGCUUCCAAGAAAUGCGGCAGAACUCAGUGUAACUUUCCUACGAGUCUGGGCGCAGAUUCCAAAGGCGUCUGUAAAUCGUUUGUGCCACUCCAUGUACAGAAGAUACCGGGCCGUUAUCAUCGUUAUCCAUGAUUUUGUUAUGUAG